AUGGAAAGUAAUGCACGACUAAAAAAUAUUCAUUACACGUCUCAUGAGAAUCUCCCUGAGCAAAGUCCCAUGUUAUCAGAAAAUGAUAUGGAUAAAAUAAUUGAGGAAUAUUUUACUAAAAAUGACCAACUUGAAAGUAUGGCUAAAAUUGGGGUAGGUGCAUUUGGUACAGUGAUAAAAGUCAAAGAUCGUAAUGAUAACCGAAUUUAUGCAUUAAAAAUUACCACAUCCAAAGGACGAUCAAAUGAAUGCAAAAUACUGGCCGACCUUGAUCACCCUUGCAUUGUUAAAUAUUAUAAUAGUAGACUGUACAGCGACAAGUGGCUAGUUAUACAAAUGGGCUAUUGCGAAAUGACCUUAAAAUUAGUAAUCGAGAAUAAAAAUGCGAUAUUAAAAAGACACGUUGGUAAUAAAUACAUCGAAUUAUUUGACUACAUAAUAUCGUGGCAAAUAUAUUGGGAGAUAGUGAGCGUUUUACGUUACCUACAUCAUCACGCCAAGGUGCUUCACCUUGAUAUAAAGCCAUCAAAUAUACUCUGCGAUCCAAAUUUGUCACAUGGUACAUUGAUCAAGAUAGCUGAUUUUGGUUUGUCAAUUAAAUAUGAAGAUAUAUCGCACACGUAUACCGAUAAGUGUAAAGGAUCACCAGGAUAUAUGGCCGAUGAAAAUGAGCGUGGUAAAUACACGCCGGCGUCCGAUGUGUUUAGUUUUGGUCAAACUAUGGCACAUCUAUUUAAUGUUGACAUGGAUUUGGAAUAUCAUAUCGUUGACUACGAACAACCUAGUUUAUUAAAGAAACAAAUACACAAUAUGCUCGAC
Medioppia subpectinata is the source of this 819-nucleotide messenger RNA. The record is from the annotation of a GenBank genome assembly. Lineage: Eukaryota; Metazoa; Arthropoda; Arachnida; Sarcoptiformes; Oppiidae.